AGCUCUGCAAUGGCAGCUAAUGCUGAUGAUGUCAAGCAACGCAUGAAAGAUGGCCAGGAUGAAAGGGAAGACAUACAGAAAAGAUCCUUUACAAAAUGGAUAAAUUCACAGCUGUCAAAAGCUGGUCAUUCCUUGGUUACAGAUUUGUUUACAGACCUUAAAGAUGGCACCAUUCUAUUGUCACUGCUGGAGGUCCUUAGUGGUAAAUCUAUGGGAAAAGAGAAAGGUCGCAUGCGAGUUCACCAGAUCAACAAUGUGAAUCGAGUCUUGGACGUGCUCGCUCGAAAUUACAACAUUAAACUGGUCAACAUCAGCAGUAAUGAUAUCGUGGACGGGAACCAGAAACUAACGCUAGGUCUAGUGUGGAGCAUCAUCCUUCACUGGCAGGUUAAAGAUGUAAUGAAGGAUGUGAUGGACGACUUGAGACAGACAAAUCUGGAGAGGACUUUGUUGACGUGGUGUCGUCAGUGUACGGAGGGAUAUCAGAAUGUUGAUAUCCAUAACUUCACGACCAGCUGGAGGGAUGGGCUGGCCUUCAACGCCCUUCUUCAUCACUUCAGGCCCCAGCUAUUUGUGUACGAUGAUCUGCUGAAGAAUGACAAUGAGACCAACUUAGAACAUGCCUUUCGUAUCGCACAGGAUCAUCUCAAAAUCGAUAGACUGCUAGAACCUGAGGAUGUUAACGUAAAGACUCCCGAUAAGAAGUCCAUUAUGAUGUACCUUAUGUGUUUCUUCCAAGUCCUCCCUCACACUGACAUCCCCACCCCCGAGGAUGACCUGCCCCCCUCCACCCCCUCAUCAGCUACAGAUAAUGGCAACUUUCAGUUUACCGACCACAACAGUAAUAAAGAGGUCAUUAUGUCCAUCAGCAGUUCCUCUAGUCAGCACAGCAUGACCAGCACGCCCUCAGUUGACCUUUCGACUUACCAGGAUGACCUUGAGAAUGUCCUUGCCUGGCUCCUGGAGGCUGAGGAAAUAGUGGAGAAACAGGAACCCAUAGGAAAUGACAUCAAGAAGGUCAAAAGUCAAUUCAACCAACAUGAGGAGUUUAUGUUAGAACUGACCAAACAUCAGGACAGCAUUGGUAAUGUGGUCAAAGAGGGCAACGACCUCAUUACCGAGGGCAAGGUUGUGGCAGAGGAGGAGAAUGAGAUCCGGGUCCAAAUGGGGCUCCUCAACAACCGGUGGGAGGAGCUCCGCCUCAAAAUGAUUGACAGACAGUCCAAACUACAGAAGAAGUUAAUGUCCACACAACAGAAACAGCUGGAUGAGUUAGCUGUAUGGCUGGAGAAGAUGGAGGAGAGGAUCCGCAACCAGGAACCAAUCGGAUCAGACUUAGAUGCCAUUAAACUCCAAAUAGCCAAUCACAAGAAAAUUCAACAAGAGUUAGAAGUCCAACAAAAGAAAGUGGACAGCUUACAAGAUAUGGUAGUUGUUGUGGAUGACACUAACACAGAGACAGCCUGUGAAGCCAUGGAAAGCCAACUUCAAAGAUUGGGAAAGAAGUGGGCAGCCAUUUGUACAUGGACGGAACAGCAAUGGCUAGUGCUACAGGACCUCCUUCUCAAGUGGCAGAACUUCUCCGAGGAGCAGGACAAGUUUUCUGAUUGGCUGGCUGAGAAGGAGGGAGUGCUGGGCACUAUGAUGGAGUCUGACCUCACAGACCCUGAUACUGUCAUCAAACAGGUCAAAGAUCUCAAGAUGAUUGAGAAUGACAUGGUAGAACAAGUCCAGAGGUUUGAUGCCCUCACGGAGUGUGGCCAGCAGAUCGUUCAGUACGUAGACAAUGAGACAGCUGUACUCAAAAUCAGCUCACAACUCGAGAGCUUCCAGGAACGCUGGGAGAGACUCGUACAACAGAUGGAGACACACAGCAAAAAGAUUGCAAACUCAGGUGUAGAACUAAGCAAUGUUUCCAUGGAAAUGAUGUCAGAAUUCACAGAAGAUGGAAAACUUAAAAAUCCCCCAAACACAGCCAAAAAACGGAAGGUUGACUCCAUGUUGAAGUCACAGUUUGACAUGGAGUCGAAGAAACUUCUGGAAUGGUUUGAGAGGACAGAGUCCACACUAGAACUGCUGACCAAAGAUGAGGAUGGUGCCAGUAGUUCUUCCACUGAUCAGUUCACAGCUGAGGAACAACUGGUUCUUGUUCAGGACACGGAAAAUGAUGUAGAACAGAGGAAGAGUGAUGUACGUUCUGUGUUGUCUACAGGAAGACGAGUGAUGACGGAACUCAACUUUGCUGGAGAAUCAACAGACAGUGUAGCGGCCACUCUCACUGACAUACAGAAUCGCUGGGACAGUCUAGCUGUCCUGUUGUCAGAAACCGUCACUAAGGUCAACCUCAACAUCCAGUCCAAAAAAUUCUAUGACGAACUCCACGCUCUCCAGGAACUGAUGUCCAGCUACGAAAAGUGGGUCAGCUCUGCGGAGAGGAUCGCUGAGGAAGCCAUGGAGAUUACAAAGCAGCUGGAACAGUGUAGGGUGAAAUUAAAGGCCAUGAAGUCCCAUGAGGACCGAAUAGACAGGCUGAACUCAGAAGCAGCUUCUCUUCUAGAGACCUCAGGCACUACCUCACAAAUCCAGAUGGACCUCGAGGCAUUCACGAAACGAUGGGAAACCACCUUCAAUAAAAUCUACAAACGCCAACAGGAACUUAUGAACGCUCAAGACAAGGCACCUCCCAGAUCAUACCUCGAGGCGAUGGAGGCCCUAUUGAAGUGGAUUACACACAUGGAGAGCGUGCUGGCCUCCGAGAGGUUCCAGGUCACAGAGUGCGAGGUCAUGGAGGAGCAGCUCAAACAGUACAGGAUUUUACAAGAGGAUCUACAGGAACAUCAGGGAAGUCUGGAAUACAUCAACAAGACAGGAAAGGAGCUGAUUGUCAAAUCCGGGCCCCACGACAAAGCCCAGGCCAUGGAAAAAAAUCUCGAGAGUCUCAACUCCAGGUGGAGCCACGUGUCUACUGAGAUCAACUCACGACUCGACAAACUCGAACGUGCCAUAGGGCAAAUCAAGCAGUAUCAAAACCAGACAAUCGGUUUGAACCGGUGGAUGGAGGAACUUGACGUCUUCUUGCAUGCACCAGAUCCGGCUACGGGGGACGUUCCCAAUCUCACUGCACAAAUGGCCGAGAGCAAUGGAGUGAAGGAUGAUAUAACCACUCUACAGCAAAAUGUAAACAACAUCAAGGACUUGUGCGAUCAGCUGACAGAAGAUGCCGAGCCCAAGUUUACCCAGAAAAUGACACAGGAAGUGACAUCACUCAACGAGAAGUGGAGCAAGGUGGUGAAUCUGGCGGAGGAGCAGAAUACGAGACUGAAGGAGGCCCUUGAGAGGAGUCAGAAGAUGAGCGAGAGGAUCAGAAAGAUGACAGAAUGGCUGGAGCCCAUUAAAGAGGACCUGUCAAACAAGGACUAUGCUGUAGAGAGCUUGAAUGACCUUCAGGUCAAGAGCAAAAAGUUCAAGACUUUGAGACAAGAUGUGGCUGGGAGAGAAGCAGAAAAUAACAAAAUCAAUGAAGAUGCUAAUGACAUGCUGAACAAAGCUCCCGCAGGGAGCCUCCAGGACCUGGCCCGGGCCCUCAUGAGGAUGAAUGCCCUGUGGACUGAUGUAUAUAACAGGGUGGGGCAUUACUCCCAGAUCUUCUCCACUGCAGAAAGCCAAUGGAAGGAGUUCAGUGCAUUUUUGGGUGAAGAAACUGAACGUUUAAAUUUGCUGGAAAGAAAAAUCAAACGUCCACGUCUGGCAAGCAGUGAUGCAGAGGAAAUUUCUGAAGACUUAGAUGACCUAGAAAUCUGUCUACAAGACCACACACUGGAAAAGAAGAACAGGCUUCAGAAACUGGGACAGGACUUGAUGGCUAACUCCAUCAUGGUGGACCACAUCAAGACACAACUGGACACCUACAGUGACCGGUGGAACAUUCUGGACUGCCAGGCAAGGGAGAAGAUCCACAAUCUUGAGACAUCCAUUAGCCAGGCCCAGGAUACAGAGAGGAAGAUUCUGGAGAUGACGAAUUGGAUGUCUGACAUCGCAGAUCUCUUACAGAAGAGGAUCGACGCAGACGUCGUCGCAGGUGACGUACCAGGGGAGUACGACUCCUUAAAAGAGGAAUUUAAACAAAACGAGGAAAUGCUGGGGGAACUGGAGGUUUAUUCUGCAGAAUUAGAAUCACAAGGCAACAUGGAGGCCAGUGCAAGGCUCCAUGAACAGAUUGAGUUACUGCGGAAACAUUUUGCUGAUGUGUCUGUGAAAUUUCGGAAGUUUCAAAGGCCAGCUGACUUUGAGCCCAAGUUUAACCGAGUGAAGCGGGAGUUAGAUAGCAUUGGGGAUCAGAUACACUUGGUGGAGGUAGGAUCUGAAGAUCCAGGACUUCUACAGGAAAAGUUAGACAUUUGUGUGAAGUUUUACCGUACAAUGAGUGAGUUGAAGUCUGAGGUAGAACAUGUCAUUAAGACUGGGAGACAGAUUGUAGAAAAACAACAGGUGGAGUUUCCAGACAAGUUAAACAAACAGAUGGAUGCUCUCAAACAGCAGUACAAUGAUCUAGGGGGCCAGGUCACUAAAGGCAAGUCCUCACUGGAGAAAGCUUUGAAGCUGGCCAAAAAGUUGAAGAAGGAAACAACUACAGUGAAGGACUUCCUGGAUUCUGUAAACAAAGACCUGGAUACCAAAGAGAACACACCUGGAGUCCGGAAUCUGGAUACAGAUCUUUCUUAUGUCAAGUCUGUACAAGAGGAGAUGCAGAGGAGGGUGUCUAUGUUGUCCACGAUGCGUGAACUUGUGAACCAGAUCCAGGACCUGUCUGAGGAUAAGGAACUCCCCGAGGCGGUCACUCACAUAGAGGCACUCUGUGAUGAGUGGGACAGUCUGGCCAAACGAUUGACCGUCAAACGGGAGAGACUUUCGGAUGACAUCAAUACCCUAGAACUCCUCUUUGUGGAUUUCCAGACUUCAUUAAUGAAGGUCAAAGAGUGGCUUGCUAAAGCUGAGAGCACACUAUCAGCACACGAGCAGCUUCCUGUCUACCAGCAAAUGUCCGACUACGAGAAAGAAAAAAUAGGUAUCCUCCAGGCAGAAAUUAAUGACCUGGUCGGCCAGGUGGAGGAAGUGAGAGACUCGGCUCUGAGUCUCAUGAGUAGGAGCGAGCGCUACAGUGCCAUGGUGGAGCCCGAGCUCACUCACCUAAAUCAGCGCUGGGAAGACAUCAGGCAAAGGGUAAAGCAUAUUCAGGAGCAACAGACAAAAGAUGGUAAUGUUUCUAUGGAAAUCACCAAAACAAUGGUGAAGGAGGUAUCCCAGAGUCCAUUGCUGUCCUCUGCUUCCCCUUCUAAUGAAACAGAUGACAGGGAUUUCCAAGAGCAGUAUGACACAGUUAUGAAGGAGGUCAUCGUCCUUGACAACAGCCUGGUCAACAAAGGUCAAGUGACAGCUGAUGACUUGUCUGGCAGACCAGAGGAAAAAACAAGGGUUCUGGAAGCAGAAGUGAAUAAAUUGCAGCUAGAUGUGUCUGGUAUUGCUGAUCAAGGGAGACUGCUUGCCCAUAAAAUUGAUUUGGAUGAUCAUGACAAGGCCAUCCGGAUCUACCGACAAGUGGAAGAUAUGAAGUCCAAGUGGAAUCAAGUGAAGACAAAUGCGGAGAAUAAGAAGACGAUUAUUUUGUCUGUUGGGACGACUUACAGUCAGAUACAAGGGGAGAUAAGGGAUCUCAAUGUCUGGUUUGACAAUAUUGAGAGGAGGAUCCACUCUGUCAGGAAGGAGGAUCUAAAGGCUUUUGAAGAAGAGCUGAGCAGAAGACAAAGAAAGAUAGAGUCUGUCAAUGAAGAGUCCGGGCAGCUGAGUGCCCAGGGGGCAGGAAAACUGUUGGAGAAAGACAUCUCACGCCUCAACCAACGAUGGGAGGACAUCAGUCAACAGGUCAAAGGUCGCAGGGACAUCACCACCCCAGAUCGACCAAUGGUGUUCAAGUCCUCAGUCGUCAUGACAACAACCAGUGCAGCAAGGAUGUCUGGGAAAUCUCCAGUAGAGUAUUUGCAUGACCUGCAGAAGCUUGUGGAGGACUUGUCACACAUACAUACGAAGCUGUUGUCACAUGUACUGCAUGGAAAUUUGUAUGACGACAUCAAUCAACAGGGAGAGAUACUACAGGAAAUCCAAGGUCACCUGGAGGACUUGCAUCCGCGGAUGGAGGAGCUGGAACAGCAGAGACAGGGGGUCCUGCCCCGAUGUUCCCCGGAGGAAGCGGGGAGGGUCCGUCUGACACUGGAACAACUACGGGCAGACUGGACUCAGAUCAACAGUCAGUUCAACAUGUCGCACAAGCGAUGGACACGAGCUUCAGAGCAGUGGAAACAAUUUCAUGCCGAUCUGAAGGAGAUCACAACGUGGUUACUGGUGGCAGAGUCUGACCUGGAAAUGAAUGGGGACACAGCUCAUAAGGAGAUAAGUAAUGGACUUCAAACCCACCGUGCAACCCUGAACAACAUGAAUGCCGCAGGAAAUGACAUCAUCGGACAGUCCAACAUGCUGGAGUCCAAAGCUAUGAAGGAGAAGCUGGACUCCAUCAACAAGAGAUGGGAGACACUGUUUCUGGCCGUUCAGGAACAGACUGACAGGACAUGGACCUCGGACUCCAAACAGUGGGAAAGGUUUCAUGCAGACAUGAAGCAGGUGACAACAUGGCUACUUGUGGCAGAAGCUGAUCUUGAGAGGAAGGGGAAAGCAGCACAUGAGGAGUUAAGCAGUGGUAUCAAGGAUCACCAGAAUAUCCUAAACAACAUGAACGCUGAAGGAAACGAAGUCAUUCGACAAUCUAACAAGGUGGAUGCUGUGACGCUGCGACAGAAGCUCGAUUCUAUCAACAAGAGGUGGGACAGCCUCUGUCAUGCCGUCCUCGACAAAACAGACAGCUCAGCAGAUGACAGGAUGAAGACGUCGGAUUUCUCAGCAGAAAUGGACGAGCUCUUCCUCUGGAUUGAUGAGACGGAGAACGUCCUGGCUAGUUACGUCACUUUGGAGGAGAAGAGCUUGGAUGAGGCCUUGGAGAAAAUCAAGGACAAGGAGGAUGAGGUGACAGGAAAGAAGAAGAUGCUACAGCAGAUAAACACAAAGGGAGAGAAACUACUAAGGGGGACAACUCUAACACCAGGGGACAAAGAAAAUAUACAUAAAGAUCUGGAUAGCCUUAACAAGAGGUUUGUCAAGGUGGCCAGUGAUAUUCCUCUCCACAUCACAAGGACACAACAAAGACUACACAAGCUCCAACAGUUCCAGUCUGAGGUGUCAGAGCUCCAGCAGUGGCUCACCUCCACUCGGUCCCUCCUCGAGGCCCAGCACGCCCCCUCCUCAGCCACCUCAAUGGACCAGGAUGACUCCAUUGUUGUAGAUCCUGAGUCAACAAGGGCAGCUAUUGAGUCUCACAGAGAAAAUGUAGACAGCAUCAACAGCCAGUAUGGAGACUUAAUGGAGGAAUGUGCAGAACAGGAAGUGGUGAUGCCAGACAGUAUUCAGCAGCAAAUCAACGAGGUCAACUCUGAUUGGGAGAAAUUACAAGGCCUUGUGGACAGAAUUAAACCUGUGACGGACAACUUCUUGGAAGAAGUCUUAACCCAAGUCAAAGUUUCUCAGAUGCAGCACACUGUUAUCGUAGAAUCAAGGCAGACAGCGGUGACCUCUGAGGUCAGUCAGAGUUCACUCAUCCUGGACUUUGACAGGUCUGUAGCGGAGCUCCGCGAUUGGCUGACCCUGCUGGAGAGAAUGCUAAAGACACAGAGGGUCACAGUGGGGGAUAUUUCUGAUAUUGAACAGACCAUUAUGAAACAGAAGAAUGUUCUGCAAGACAUGGAGUCCAAGAGACCUCAACUAGAACAAGUUUUGAGCACUGCCAGGGAUUUACAGAAACAGAACAUGAGUGACACAGACAGAAAAAUCCUCAAAGACAGGGCUGAGAAGUUACAGGAACAUUGGGAGGAGGCAUUGAUACAUGUCAAUCAAAGAAAGAACCAAUUAGAUGACAUGCUGCUGGAAUGUCGACAGUUUGACGAGAUGCACGCCGAGUUCGAGCGGUGGUUGGGACAGAUUGAGGAGGACCUCCAUGCUAACCCUGUCAAUGCUUCAGGGUCCAAUAUUGACCAACAGAUAGCUAAGCAGAAACAAUUACAGUCUGAGGUGGAUGAGAGACAGAGAAUCAUUGACAACCUGAAGAAGCUGGCCAGUAAACUGAUAGACGACUACUGUACAGAUGACACGAGUCGUGUCAAGCUACAGCUGGAGAAAGCCAUGAACCGCUGGUCCACACUUCUACAUAGGCUCGCUUUCAACAUCAAGUCCCUCCAGAACAACAAGAAUUCUAUCGCCCAGCUGGAUAGCACCCUAGAAAGCUUCACUAAGUGGAUGUCAGAGAUGGACAAAAGCUUGACCAGGCUGGUGGAUGAGACCGGACGAGGUGACGUCCGGCAAAAUGAAGAGCUGUGCUCAGAAUACCUGGUACAGUUUAAGGACCUCCAAGCAGAAGUUGACACAAACAAGACAACAUAUGAGUCUCUAAACAGUAGCGGGGCUCGACUGACGAGAACGAUGGGGGUGAGCGACGCUCAGGCUCUACAUCGAAGACUGGAGGAGAUGAACCAGAGAUGGAUCAGUCUCAUGACAAAGUCCAUGGAAAUCAGGGGGCGUCUUGAAAGCAAUGCUGACCAAUGGCUGCACUUGGUGAAUACAUUGCAAGAGCUGAUUGGAUGGGUGUUGGAGAAGCAGCAGGAAUUACUGGGCCAGAGGCCUCUAGGAGGGGAUUCAGGGGCCCUCCAGAGGCAAAACUUGGACAAUCAGAGGUUGCUUGUGAGCCUUGACACUAAGCGACCGAUCGUUGAGCAGAGUUUGGAAGCGGGGCGAUUCUACCUCAGGGAGGAGGGUCUAGAGAGAAGACUCAGCCAGGACAGUGUGGACAGCCAUGAAAAUGAAGCACUGGCACAGGGGGAGAUAACUCCAGAAGCACAGCAUCUUAUCAUUAAAAUCCGUCGACAGGUCCGCCUCCUAAACAGGAAGUGGACGGAACUGAACCAGGGAUGUCACGAGUGGCAGAGCAGAAUAGAACAUGCUACGGAGUUGAUGAGCAUGCUAGAAAGUGGCCUGGACAAGAUGGAGGAACAUUUGGUCCAAGCGGAACAGGCCAAGGCUAAAUGGCUGCCAGUGGCCGAUAUACCCAGAGAUAGACUACAACAAGAAAUCCACCACACAAAGAGCUUCCAGAUGAACCUUGAACCUUUACAGAAGGAUGCUGAUUACGUCAAUGAACAAGCCAAUCAGCUGCAGGCAUUACACGUUGUACUGUCCCACACCAAUGUACACAAACUCGAAGAAUAUAAUACAAGGUUUAAGGAGUUGCAGAUUCAGUCGGAGGACAGACUACGAGAUCUCACUGAGAUUUCGCGAGAGUUUGGUCCAGAAUCCCAACACUUCCUGUCUGCCUCAGUGGGACACCCAUGGGAACGAGCUGUGUCAGGGAAUAAAGUGCCUUACUACAUUAACCACAAUACAGCUACCACCCACUGGGACCACCCUGUGAUGACAGACCUUAUGGACAGCUUAGCGGACUUAAACAAUGUUCGAUUCGCUGCCUACAGAACUGCCAUGAAGCUAAGAAUGCUUCAGAAAAAACUCCGACUGGACUUGGUAGCUAUGAGCCUUGCCACAGAGUCUUUCGAUCAACACAAUCUCAGGGGACGUAAUGAUAACGUUAUAGAUGUUAUAGAUAUGAUCCGGUGUCUAAGAACUAUGUAUGAACGAAUCGAACAGAAACAUCAAAAACUUGUUAAUAUUUCACUCUGUGUGGAUUUAGUGCUUAACUGGAUACUAAAUGUUUAUGACAUUGCCAGAAGUGGAAAAGUUAGAGUCUUAUCAUUCAAAGUAGGAAUAUUACUAUUAUGCAAUGGACAGCUGGAUGAUAAAUAUAAGUUUUUAUUCCGUCUGAUCGCGGACGUUAAUGGUUUCUCAGACAAACGUCGGCUGGGCCUACUCCUACACGAUUGUAUGCAGGUCCCACGACAAUUAGGGGAGGUGGCUUCCUUUGGAGGCAGCAACAUUGAACCCAGUGUCAGGAGCUGUUUUGAAAUGGCUCACGGUCGACCAGAAAUUCAGGUGAAUCAUUUCCUGGAGUGGCUGAAGCUAGAGCCACAGUCCCUGGUGUGGCUACCCGUGCUGCACCGUCUGGCUGCCGCAGAAACCGCCAAACACCAAGCAAAGUGCAAUAUCUGUAAAGAAUACCCAAUUGUAGGAUUUAGAUAUCGAUGUCUAAGGUGCUUUAAUUUUGAUAUUUGCCAAAACUGUUUUUUCUCGGGGAGGAAGGCCAAGAACCACAAACUUGCCCAUCCAAUGCAAGAAUACUGCACUGCUACAACCUCAGGAGAAGAUGUUCGUGAUUUCACCAAAGUGCUGAAAAAUAAAUUCAAGUCCAAACGAUACUUCAAGAAACAUCCACGAUUAGGGUUCCUGCCAGUCCAGACUGUCUUAGAGGGGGAUGUGUUAGACAGCCCCUCGCCAUCACCGCAGCACAGUAUCUCGUCCCAUGAUAUGCAUUCCCGUCUCGAGCUCUACGCCAAUAGAUUGGCAGAAGUGGAGCAGAGGCAAAAUUCAUCCACCCCAGACUCAGAUGAUGAGCACCAUUUGAUAGCCCAGUACUGCCAGAGCCUUAAUGGAGAUACCUCAAACCAAGCAUUGAAGAGUCCAAUGCAGAUCAUGAUGGCGGUGGACUCCGAGCAGAAGACAGAACUCCAGGCCAUGAUCAGGGAUCUGGAGGAUGAAAACAAGACACUCCAAGCAGAGUAUGACCGGUUACGGCAGGCCAAUGAUAUGAGGGUUGUCAAUGGCAACGGCUUCUUGGACUCCAUGGAGGAACCGGAGGACCAUGAUGAGGAAAUGAUUGCAGAGGCCAAGUUACUACGACAACACAAAGGUCGACUGGAGUCAAGGAUGAGGAUACUCGAGGACCACAACAAGCAACUGGAGGCCCAGCUUCAGAGGUUGAGACAUUUACUGGACCAGCCCCAAGAUACCAGUUUACCGGUGACCGCUUCCAUUCCCACCACCCCCUCAUCCACCAGUUCUGGCCCCCAGGGUCAGUCCAAAUCAAGCUUCAGCCCUGCCAUGGAGUCCACCCCUAUAGUCAAUGGACAUUCAGAGAGAAAGUCUGAGGAAAAUGGAGACUUGAGUGAUAUUGUUCCUAACACCAGCACUUCAUAUUCCGAAGACAAAGGAAACAGCAGUGUAGGAAAUUUAUUUCAUUCCGCGGGACAGAUUGGGAAAGCGGUGGGGUCGCUGGUGACGGUGAUGACCGAGGAGGGGGACAUUGAGGAGGAUUAGAUAAAUUACACACGUAAUUCUCUGUAACUGUUUCAAAUUCCUGGACAGCUAUUCAUAAAAAUCUGUGCUGCUCUUUUUAUAUAUGUAUAUGUAGAAGUCAUUUAUGUUCAAACAUUAAUACUCGUCUUUCAGGAAGAGAUAAAUUCACAGCAACUGAUUGUGAUCGGGUUUUUUUUUUUACUUGAUGGUUUUUCAUAAAAAUUAAUUUUUCAUGUAACAAUUACCACAUGGUUGUAUGAUAAAUUUUUUUAUGUUUUAGAAUUUUGAAUCUAAUUUUUAUGGUUAAGGAAGGAAUCCUCUUUUCUCUUUAAUUGUUAGAAAGGUUGUUUGAAAAACAAGGGCAUUGAUAUUUUUCUGGCUUUUAUGGAGAAUUAAUUGUUUUGAUUGUUUUAAAUGCAAUUGAUUGCACUUAAGAUUCAGUGUUGCAUUUGGUUGUGAUUUUAAUGAUACCGAUACUUGUGUUGAAUAUUGCUAAUACUUGAUUUAAAGCUGAAAUGCACAAAUUUUGUGACACAUACUAGUACUAUUUGAUUAUAAGAAUUAAGUACUGGUAGUUUAAUUCUUAUAUAGAAGAGUUACAGAUGUAAAAUAAUUCUUUCUGUCAAAAUAGCAGAGUGAUUUUUAUUUUCACAUAAUUCCACAUACAUGUUUGUUAUGGUGCUACUUUUUUGUAACAAUUAUACAGAUGUUUUGAAUGCAAUUCAUUAGGCACUCUAAAGUUCUAGGAGUAAAGUACUAUUAGUAAUAUUCUGGUAAUAUUCAUGUAUUACAAAUUAUUCCAAUGUAAUGUGUAGUGUAUGAAUAGAAAUGUACUGGUUUGGUGACCAGAUAUUUUUCCUGCUGUAAUCAAGAAGAAAACGUAUAUUAGGUUUAUAUACAUCUAUAAUUGCAUAUAAAUUUUAAGUUCAUUGUGUUAUUUCAAUAUUAGAACUUAUGUAUUCUUAAAAUAAUCAAUAUGACCUAUUUAAAUUAUGAUAAUUGAACUGAAACAAAACCAUUUAGUCAAUAAUUUGAACUAUAUUUAAAAGUAUAUACAAUGUAAUCUGCUGAUCUGGGCUAAGAUGCUUUUGUGAUACUGAAGUAAAUAAGCCACUUUGUUAAAUAAUAGGCCAUAGUAAAUUGUUUAUUCAGAAUUCUAAAGUUUAUUAUGAACUGCAUCUUGAGUUUCUUUGUCCAGGUGUCAAAACUAUUGAUAGUCAAUUAUUAAUCUAUAUGAAUUGUUACAGAUGUAUUACAAAGCUACAUGUAUACAUUCUUUGAUGUAUAUCAUUUGAUGUGUUUCACAUCAAACACAAUAAAGAUUUAUGCAUUAAU
Molecule: messenger RNA, 12669 nt
Organism: Saccostrea echinata
Lineage: Eukaryota; Metazoa; Mollusca; Bivalvia; Ostreida; Ostreidae
Product: dystrophin-like
Exons: 72
Coding region: 10-11355 (3781 amino acids)
Biological process (GO): synaptic signaling
Cellular component (GO): plasma membrane
Molecular function (GO): zinc ion binding; protein binding
Source: RefSeq, a predicted model, not a curated record